AUGUUGUCCAGCAGCGGGCUGACGGGGCUCUCCGGACGCAGCGGUGGGCUGCUGUACCGCGGGCCGCCGCCCCCCGCGCACGCCGCGCGCCUCGGCCUGUACGAGGACGACGAGGACGAGGAGGACGACGACUCCACCGACGAGUACGGCUCGUGCACCGAGGCGCCUCUCUACGAGAACGUCCACGAUGACGAAGACGACGAGGACGAUGAUGAGGAGCGCGGCGGCGUGUACGAGAACGUGGUCUUCGAGCCGCCGGCCUACUCCAACCUGCUGCUGCACCGCCAGGACGAGGCCGAGGACGACGACGGCCAGGUGUACGCCAACGUGCCCGCCGUGGAGGAGGCCCCCACGUACGACGUGCCCCAGCGCCUCGUGCUCAAGGACAGCCACCACCAGCCGCAGGAGUACGCCAACCUGCCCACGUCCACGCCGGCCACCAGCACCCCUCCGUCGUCAGGAGGCCUCGGCGUCAUCCUGGAGGAGACCGAGUCCUCGUCGGCGCGGUCCUCGUCGGGGUCCUCCGGCAGGGGCUCCUCGUGCACGUCGGCGGCCAGCUCCCUGGCGCGCUCCAUCACGACCACAACCGGCCUCAGCCAGCGGCCCGCUAGCGGACUGAGCGGCCUGCUCGCCAGGAUCAGAGGCGGCGUCGCCGGCGCGGUCACGACGUCGCCGUCCGUGGUGGCCGUCACGGCCAAGACGGACGCCAGGGACGCCCGGGACUACGGCAAGGGCUCCAGGGACUCGGGCCUCAAUGACGUCGGCACCGAGUGGACUGCGGCCCGGCCGCCGGCCGCCGCCACCAGGACGUCGUACAGCCCCGAUCUCCAGCAGGCCACGCCGGAGCGACUGGCGCGGGUGCAGCAGCAGGUGCGGCAGCACAUGCAGCAGGACGAGGAGCACUACCAGCAGCCCAAGCACCAGCACAAGUCCGUCCGCGACCUACUGGGGCACUUCGAGGCGCAGCGCCGGCCGGCCGGCGAGGGGGUGGCACCCGCAGGGCCGGUGGGAGGGGCAGCACGGACCGCGAGGCCCACGUCGACCGCCAGCCAGAGCUCGUCGUACGGCUUCGGAAGCACCACCGCCGUGAAGAACGCCCUGCGCAAGACCGUGUCACAGCCCGUCAACAGCAACAACACAGGCGCCGGCAACAAGGCGCACGCCGCCAGCACCGCUGCCAACUACAACGGUAUCAACAACAACAACAACAACAAAAAGGCCUACAGCUCCAGCAGCAGCGACAACAAAGCUAGCAGUAAGGCCUACAGCACAAACGCCUCCAGCUACAACAACUACACCGCCAGCCCCGUCAACAACAACCCCACGCCAGCCGCCACCAAGAGCAACAGCAACAACAACAACAACGUCAACAACAAGGUAGCCAGCGGCAGCAACGCAAGCAGGCGCAGCUUCCUGGACAGCAUCAUCGCGGGGGCGGCGUCGGCCGAUGGCAGCGGCAAGCGGUCGUCGCGGCGGUCCAGCGCCACCAUGGAGGAGGUCAACAACAUCAUCAACGCGGUGCCCGUCACGCUCGCCGACGAGAUCCGCGCCAACGUCAACGGCGGCGUGCACCACCCCGUCCUGAGGAAGGCGGCCAGCGCCGGCGGCCUCCGCAGCGGUCGCGGCGGCAGCGUGGACAAGGACGCCGUCGGCACGCCCAUGGGCACGCCUGCCUCCAGCAACGGCGGCUCCGUCGCGGACCUCCGGGCGUCGUCCAGGGACGACCUUCGGGACUCGUCGACCACCAGCAGCAUGCAGGACAUCCCUUCCAUCGUGGACCAGCUCCCCGAUGACGACAGACCCCAGGAGUCGCGACGGACCACCAGUCAGUGGGACCCGUCGGCGCUGGUGGCCGCGCUGUACUCCGUGCCCGAGCCCCUGCGCGACAAGCCGCGGCCCGUGGACAGGGUCAACGUGGAGGGCUUCCUGGAGCGGCUGCCCAGCGGCCGCACCAAGGCGACGUUCUGGAACGCGUGGAAGCGGUGCUACUUCCGCGCCAAGGACGGCUUCCUGUACUGCUACGCGGGCAAGCACAGCGAGAAGCCCAUGGACGUAACCCAGCUGAUGGGCGGCCUGGUGGAGCCCUUCGAGUCCAUGGUCAUCACCGCGCAGGACAGGAACCCGGCCACAGUGCCCGUCAUAGGAAUCGACGACAGGAUGGGCCACUACUUGGUGGUGCGCGCCAACACGCCCCAGGAGACGGACCGCUGGGUGCGCGCGCUCCAGACGCACACCGUGGAGGACUUCUCCUCCACCUACGUGCAGCCCUGGCCGAUGCCGCGGGCGCCCGCCCUGCUGCGCGACAGCAUCGUCGUGGACCUGGGCAGCCGCUCCGUCCGCGCGGGCAUCCUCUGCACGCAACCGUCCCUGCCCCAGGUGUUCUUCCCCGCGAUCAGUGCCAGCCGGCGCGGCCUGGCGGCCAGCCUGGGGGUGGCCUCCGCCGGCGACAAGGUGUACGGCAACGCGGCGCUGCAGCCGGGCGUCCGGGCGCACAGCAACCUGGGCUACCCCAUCCGCCCCACCGAGCGCAUCAACAAGCACACGAUGGACCUGGCCGCGGUGUCCGGCAUCCUGCGCGUCGUCUUCCAGUCCCUGUCCGUGGACCCCCGCGACUACGGCGUGGUGCUGAGCGUCCCCAGGACCCUGGACGCCGCCACCCAGUCCCGCCUCGUGGCCGACCUGUUCGACCGCUUCGGCGUGCGCUCCGUGCUGCUGUCCCACCAGACCGUCCUCGCGCUCUACGCCUACAACGCGGCCAGCGGCGUGGUGGUGGACGUCGGCGAGCGCACCGACGUGGUGCCCAUCAUGGACGGCUACAUCGUGGAGGGCGGCGUGUCCCGCGUGCCCUACGGCGGCGAAGAGAUGUCGGGCCACGUCCGCCGCUUCCUGCUGCAGCGCGCGCCGCCGGUGUCGCUGAGCACGGUGGCCGAGGCCCUGCUGCCGCGGUACGCGCUGGAGAAGCUGUGCUACGUCUCGGCCAGCUACCGCGCCGACCUCAAGCGCGCCCAGCGCGACCCCACCGAGCUGGCCGCCUCGGUCAGCGUCAGCGAGUUCUUCUCCGGCGACAAGGAGCCCACCAUGGAGACGCUGACGCUGGACGCCGGCCGCUUCCAGGCGCCAGAGGGGCUGUUCCACCCGCAGGCCUGGGGGCUGGACCACCCCGGCGUGCACCGCAUGGUGUACAAGGCCAUCCAGGAGUGCAGCAUGGACGCCCGCAAGACCAUGGCCAGGAGCGUGUUCCUGGCCGGGGGGCUCACCAUGCUGCCGGGCUUCGCGGAGCGACUCCGGGAGGAGCUAGCCGCCCUGCUGCCCCCCGCGGCGCAGCCCAAGGUACACGCGUCGCCGUACCGCUACCACGCCGCGUACCUGGGCGCCUGCGUCCUGGCCAACUCGAGCGGCGUGCAGGAGAUGUGCCUCUCCAGGGAGGAGUACGCCCGCGACGGCGGCAAGCUGCUCAGGCCGUGGAUCCUGUAGGCGUGCCUGUCGGCGUGCCUGUCGGCGUGCUCCAAGUGCAGCAAGCGCGGCAGUGGUGCGAGGAACGCAGCCAAACGUCCGUCCUCGGGGUUUGGCUGCGUCUCUGGCACCCUAUUCGCGUUCCGUCCAGCCGCCCUGCCCUGCAGCGUCCCAUCUGGGGAUGUUUACUGAGCUUAUGCGAAAUGUGUGCCUGUGUCUGUCCGUGUGUGAGUGUGUGUGCGUGUGUGCGUGAGUAAGAGUGCUGUCGUGUAACUUGUAAGAAAGAAACUAUCAGAGAGUGAAAUUAAAUGUAAAUUAUGAUCUCUAGC
This is a messenger RNA of Thrips palmi, 3782 nucleotides long. RefSeq lists its product as uncharacterized. NCBI's taxonomy places the organism in Eukaryota, Metazoa, Arthropoda, Insecta, Thysanoptera, Thripidae. The transcript is spliced from 13 exons. Bases 1 to 3474 code for a protein of 1157 amino acids. The record is from RefSeq and is a predicted model, not a curated record.